Molecule: messenger RNA, 1096 nt
Organism: Solanum lycopersicum (tomato)
Lineage: Eukaryota; Viridiplantae; Streptophyta; Magnoliopsida; Solanales; Solanaceae
Source: RefSeq, a predicted model, not a curated record
UUUGUUUUGUUAAAAUUUUCCGCCAAUCCUUUAAUCCACUUUAGAGACCAAGUGUUCGGCCUUUUCUUUAACGUUUCUAGUAAAUGAUCUUUUUCAAUUCUAAAAGAAACUCAUUACCCCGUGUAAGCAAUCCAUUACAAUACCAAAAAACGACCAAACUCACAACCUUAUAUCCCCGACCCGACCCAACUCUAACAAAACAAAGACAUCCGCCCUCUCAAUCGCGUACAACAGAAAUUUGGAACGACUCUAACACGCGCUUCACGCAAAAACGAGUCAAGAGGUGAUUUUUGUCGUCUUCUCUGAUUUUCCUCUACAACAGUACGCAUAGUGGGUUGAUUUUGGCAGAGGCAUGUCGUCCUUCGCAGCCAGGUGUCCAGAUUGCCUUGUUUCAGUGGUGAAGUUUACUGCUCCUUUCAGCUCGCCUAGUCCCGUUAGCUACACCGAAAGAGCAAGGAAACUAGAAAGGGAUAGCAGCAACUUCCCAAAGCUAUACGACUUCUUUCAUGACAAUUUGACGGAAAGCAGAAACACAGUGAUCUCCUUCACGCGAGGGAGAAGCAACGGGAAAAAAAAAAGGCAUCAACAAUAUCGAUCCAAGGUCUCUUUCCUGAAUCGAGUACUGCCUUUGCGCACAAAGCUUAGCGAUGGUCGACUGGAAUUGUAGCGUAAGAUUGAGACACGUCAAGCAAUGAGGAUACGAAAUUGAUCAAGGGUGUCGAUUUCCCUUCCUUUUCCGAAAUGGAGUUGAACCACGAAAAAAGGUGGCUACUCUAAAAUGGUGAAAGUCACAGAGUUUUUGAAAUUGAAAGAGAGACCUUUUUCUCAUCCGAUUUUUGAUGAGUUGAAAAAAAGGUAGCUGGGAUUUUUAUAACAUAGUAAAACAACUAGAUAAAUAUACAUUCUGGGAAAAAAAGAAUUACUUGGUGUCAAUCUGAGUGUCCCUAUUAACCGCGUUUACCAUCGUUUGUCCCCAAGUUUUGUGUGAAUUCGAGAUUCUUCCAGGAUUUCGAUCGGUAACUCAUGCUCGAGUUUUUUGGCGGAAGAAGUCGCGAUCAUUCCAGCUCGUUUGUCUCAGCUCGUUUCACACAAAAAG